AUGGAGAAUUUGGAGGUGAGGCCCAAAUCCUUCAUAAUCAAAUGGAUAAAUGCUCCAGAUAACUCCAAGAUAAAGUGGGAGGUGAAGCCAUUGAAGAAAUCCGUGAAUUUCGGCAUCUAUGUCUCUAAUUCGAAGUUUGAGAUUGAUCUCAAUCAAGUCCAUGAGUUUGACAGACAGAGAUCGAACUCGGUAACUACGAUAUCGUCAAAUUCUAGCCUGGAAGAGCGAUUGGGGUCCCGUCUGACAAAGGUGGAAUGGGUUGGAAAGUGCAACGGUAACGAACUGAUCCAAGGUACUGUGAAUGUGGAAACGGGCCACCUUUAUGCCUUUGUGUUUGACAAUACUUUCAGUAAGACAACGGGGAAGAAAAUUCUGUUCAACCAAUACAUAGAGGAAGAAAGGAGACAAAGCACCACCGAGUCUCUGCCAGAACAAGUUGCUUCUGUCCCGAGCAAUGUGAAGUUUGAACUACCGAAACAGACCCAUGGUUCAGGUCCUGGUUCAUCUUUCCUCACUGUCAAAGGUGGAAAGUACCUUCAGGGAAUGCUGCUCAAGAAGAAGAGAAAGAGAUCAACCAAGAAUUUCAGCCAGAGAUUUUUCGUCCUGAAUUUCAAGUAUGGCAUUCUGAACUACUAUGUGAACGAUAGGUCAAACCAUGUGAGGGGAAACAUGUACAUCAAAAAUGUGAUCAUUUCUGCUGAUAAACCGGGUCUAACUAUUUACCUCGACUCCGGCCUAGAGUUAUGGGUUUUGAAAGCCUAUAACGCUGAGGACUGGCAAGUGUGGAUAAAGGCCUUCAAUUUCAUCAAGAAGAAGAACAGAGCUGGCUAUUCUGUUGAUGAAGCUGGUGGAGUUUCGGGAAUCGACUACGAUGAAGAAGAGGUGAGUGAAAAAAUUGAUUCAUUGAAGUUGACCGCCAAUAAGCUGAUGAAUGGUCUUGAAAAAAGAAGACCUUCUUUCUGGAGAAGAUACAGCAGAUCGUCGUCUAACGUGAACAGCAACACUGUAAACAACAACUCCCACAGCGAUGACUCCUCGUCUGUGAAUGGCACUCUUAACACGAGCCCCAACGGUAGUGAUGCUGUUGGAUUGGCCAAGGAACUAUAUGCAGGUCUUUUGGAGCUGGAGACUCUGGUUCGCUCUCCGAAGCUUUCUCGGACCACGACCACAGCUGCUUCUUUGUUCUCACAAGAGUUCUAUGAUGCUCAAGAGUAUCUCCAUGAGGUGAGCGAUAAGGUGGUUCUCUUGAAGGGUGCCUCAGAAGAUGGCUUGCACAACAACUCUUCGGACAAUUCGAAUUUGAACUUUGACAUCUCAAGCUCAUCUUCUUCGGACGCUGACUCGUUUAUGCCUCUGAAAAGUCCAAUAAAGAUAACCUCAGAUGACCUCUAUCCACUUCCUCUUCCGCCAGUGGCUAGAAGGAAAGACAUCAGCCCAAGCACGGUGGAUCCUCCCAGUUUGAUUGCUUUUUUUAGGAAGAACUUGGGUAAGGAUCUCUCUACGAUCGCAAUGCCUGUGUCUUCCAAUGAACCGCUGACUUUUCUUCAAAAGUACGCCGAGUCCUACGAGUACACAAACUUGAUUGACGAAUCACUCAAGUCGGACGUUUCUUCAGGCGAAAGAAUUCUGAAGAUCGCUGCUUUUGCGAUUAGCUCUCUAUCCGCCUACCGCGCCAAAGUAAGGAACCAGAGAAAACCGUUUAAUCCUCUUCUUGGUGAGACAUUCGAACUUGUCAGAGAAGAUCUGGGUUUCAGAUUGAUUGCUGAGAAGGUAGAGCAUCGUCCGUUUGUUAUUGCUGCUCGUGCAGAAUCUGCUAAUUGGACAAUUGACCAUUGUCCUACACCAUCCCAGUCUAUCCGUGGAAAAACUGCGGAGGUCACAGUCAAAGGAACAGUCACACUGACUGCAAGGUCCACAGGAGAAGUGUAUCAAUGGGUUCAGCCAGUCACCAUGCUGAAGAACCUUAUUGCGGGUGAGAAAUAUUCGGAGCCUGCGUCAUCGAUGACAAUUACGUGCUCUAACGGUCAACGAGCUAUUGUGAAUUUUAAAGUGAGUGGGAUGUUCAGUGGAAGAUCAGAGACACUGUCCGUUAGAGUUCAGGAUAAGGGCCAGUACUUACCACUCGAACUGAGAGGUUCGUGGACAGAGGAAUUGCAUUUCUACACAGAAGAGACUCAGGGAGAGUUGGUUUGGAAAGCUGGAAACCUCGUGCCCAACUAUGCUUCAAAAUUCGGAUUUACUGAAUUUGCGGCAGGGCUGAAUCAGAUCACCAUGCUGGAAAAAGGUAAGCUGGCACCCACAGAUUCUCGACUCAGACCCGACCAGAAUGCAUAUGAGAAUGGUGAUGUAGAUGAAGCUGAACAACUGAAGCUCAGUUUGGAGGAAGCCCAAAGGCUCAGGCGUAAGGAAAACGAGGCCACUUUCAAAAAGCACGAGACAAAAUUCUUCAAGGAGAUCCCAGGAAGCAGAGAUCCAGGAAACGAUGAUAAACCUCUCUGGGCUUUUGUUGAGGGCGACAAAAGCUACUGGAACAGAAGAAAAAGACAAGAUUGGGGAGACCUUCUAAAGCUCUGGUAG
Molecule: messenger RNA, 2577 nt
Organism: Kuraishia capsulata CBS 1993
Lineage: Eukaryota; Fungi; Ascomycota; Pichiomycetes; Pichiales; Pichiaceae
Exons: 1
Coding region: 1-2577 (858 amino acids)
Biological process (GO): ER to Golgi ceramide transport; exocytosis; maintenance of cell polarity
Cellular component (GO): intracellular membrane-bounded organelle; plasma membrane; cytosol
Molecular function (GO): sterol binding
Source: RefSeq, a predicted model, not a curated record